Messenger RNA from Penicillium egyptiacum, 939 nucleotides. The record is from the annotation of a GenBank genome assembly. Lineage: Eukaryota; Fungi; Ascomycota; Eurotiomycetes; Eurotiales; Aspergillaceae.
AUGGUUACAAUAGUCCAGAUUAUUGUUCAGUGCGGACCAAACCCGUAUCAGACGACUAAUUGGGUACAAUACUUCCACUACAUGUGGACACCACUCCCUGAAGAUGGCUCCAUCAAGUGCCAAUUACCGACUGUCCAAACUACUGUUGGGUUUGUGCAGGGGGGGUUUAACACCGUCAUCGAUUUCUUCCUCGCCGUGCUCGCUGCCAUCGAACUUUGGCAAUUCUUCUUGCGGACCCUCCACCGAAAUCCAAACACCUCAUUCUGGUCUCAAUUCCGCAAAAUUAGUGCCACCAUCCGAUCCCGCCGGAUCUGGCAGACCAUCACUCUCAGCGGACCACUGCUCCUCUCCGGUUCUGCUUCUAUCGUAAAGACCUAUGUGGGUAGAUUGUCGUUCCUCAGCCUAUACAGCAGCGCUAAUAUCAUUAACCAGAAACUCAAAUCCCUCGGCGACAGACAGGACUUCACCUAUAACAUCGUGACCUUCAUUCUCUGGGUAAAAAUCGAAAACUACAGCAUCCUUCUCGCCUCCUGCGCCCCAGUAGCCCGCCUCUUCCUCCGCUCCUUCGUCGACCACAAACGCGGAGGUCGCACUCACGGCUACUGGUCUCGCUCCCGGUCAACGGACCAUAGUGAGCCUGAAACAGAGCUGAAACGCCGCGCCAAUGCAAAGGAGCAGUGGCUGGAUUCGGCUACAGUGACUAACAUGACCAUUACUUGUACUCACGAUGAGGAGAAUCCGCCAGGUAGGCAUGGACAUGGGCAUGAGCGCUCAAUGAGUCAGGUUUCGAAGGCGUUGAUGCCGGAGCAUAUUGACGGCGGGCAUGUUACUGUUAAGACGGAUAUUGUUGUUCAGGUCGAUGAUGGGAGGUCGAUUUCUUCGGGUGGGACGAGGUUGUUACCUGACGGAGGUGAAUCUCAUUCUACGAGCUUUCAUUGA